This is a messenger RNA of Physeter macrocephalus (sperm whale), 1471 nucleotides long. RefSeq names its product ATP binding cassette subfamily A member 13 (gene ABCA13). Lineage: Eukaryota; Metazoa; Chordata; Mammalia; Artiodactyla; Physeteridae. Gene Ontology annotation, cellular component: intracellular membrane-bounded organelle; membrane. The record is from RefSeq and is a predicted model, not a curated record. Gene Ontology annotation, molecular function: ABC-type transporter activity; lipid carrier activity. The transcript has 12 exons. Gene Ontology annotation, biological process: lipid transport; transmembrane transport.
GAAAUGCCUGAAGCCCUGGAGUUCUUCUCGAUACAGCAUGGAUGGAGUUUGUGGGCGCUGAGAGAGCACGUGUGGAUGUCAUGAACGGCCUUCACGAUGAAACCCUUUUAAUUGGAAUCACGCUCUACAGCCACCCAUACGGAGGAGCGUUGCUGAACGAGGACAAGUUCCUGGAAAACAUCCGCCAGUGCGGCUUCACCCUGUGCAUCAUGCUUGGAUUCUCCAUCCUGUCCGCGUCCAUCGGCAGCUCCGCCCUCUUCCCUUGAUUUUCUCGGCCCUUUUGCUUGGUUUCUGUCUGCCUGUGUGUCUCUGUGAUCCUCGCCUUCCAGUUAACGGCUUUCACUUUCCGGGAGAACCCGGCGGCCACGGCCCUCCUGCUGGCACUUUUUGGAUGCGCGACUCUUCCGUGGAUGUUUCUCAUCUCCAGAAUCUUCUUCGGUUCGGACGUGGCUUUCAUCUCCCACAUCUCCCUGAACUUCCUCCUCGGCCUCUGCACCAUGCUGAUGACCGUCAUGCCCUGGCUGUUGGCCUUUGUCUCCAAGGCUCGGAAAGAGACGCUGACUCUGCUUCGCAGAAACCCCUGUGCCUUGAUAAGGCCAGAGCCAGGCUGGCAGCAGCGGGCACGAGAAUUUGCAGAACACCUGUGACGUCCUCAAGUGGGUCUUCACUAUUUUCCCUCAGUUCUGCCUGGGUCAAGGGCUGAUAGAACUCUUGUUACAAUCAGAUCAGAUACAACCUGACCCACAACUUCGGCAUCGAUUCGUACGUGAGCCCCUUCGAGAUGAGCUUCCUGGGCUGGAUCUUUGUGCAGCUGGCGGUACAAGGGAUGGUCCUUCUCCUCCUGAGGGUCCUGCUGCCCGGAGACCUCUGGCAGUGACCCAGGGGCCACUCUGUCAUUCGAGACACAGUCACAUCUUCCGAGGAUGUAGAUGUUGAAAAAGAGCAAGUGAGCGUGUUGGAAGGCAGAACUAGUGGAGACAUUCUCGUGUUGUACAACCUUAGUGAGAGUUACAGAGGCUUCUUCAAUAGGACCCCUGCCGUGCAAGAUAUUAGCUUGGGCCUACUCGGGGGAGAGUGCUUUGGGCGUCUACCGUGAGCGGAGCUGAGAAAACCACCACGUUCCAAAUGCUGACCAGGGACCUGCCUCCGAGCUCGGGACACGCCUUCCUCAGGACUCCCAUGGGGACGAACCCAGCUCAGAGGUGGAUCCCUGCUCGAAGCGGCACCUGUGGGAGGCGGUGACGGAGGAGGCUCAGGAGGGCUGUGCCGUGGUCCUGAGCUCCCACAGCAUGGAGGAGUGUGGGUCCAUGUGCACAAGACUUGCCAUCAUGUUCCAUGACAGCUUCCGGUGACUGGGUUCCCCACAGCACAUCAAAAACAGAAAAUACCAUGAAUGUUUGGAUGGAGAUGCCGCGUUGGGGAGUGGACGACAAUUUUCCAGCAGCUGAGAGCCGGGCGCUGCUGGUUGGUC